UAAUUAGCAUAGACGCAGCGCAAACACUACAGCGGAUAUUCUCCCCAAUGUACAGCCAGAGUGUAAAGUAAGGGCUUGCUUUGUCAAGCAGUGUUAAGGAAAACGUGAACAUUUACAGACGUAGCGUUGUUUAAGUCUCUCAAUUUGUAACGGCAGGAAAAUCUACCGCCUCGAAAUAAUUUAGCAAAUAAACUGGCUCCUUUUAGCAUCUUGCUAACUUGUGUCGUGGGCGUCGUUUGCUUUUUAUUCUCUAGCUAUGGGUGUGAAGGGUCUUCAGUCUUUCCUGGAAUGCUGCUGUCCAGAAGCCUGUGUGACGGUCAACCUGAGAGACAUGGCCCGACAGCACUCCGCCACAAGCCAGCGAGAACCCACACUCGUUGUGGAUGGUUUGGCUUGCCUGCGCCACUGGUACUCGUGUAAGGACUGGGUGUGUGGGGGGCAGUGGAGGGAGUACAUGGAUGUCCUGAAGAACUGGGUGGAGGCCUUCACGUCAGCAGGCAUUAGACUGGUCUUCUUCUUUGAUGGGGUCGUGGAAGAGCAGAAAAGAGAAGAGUGGGUGAAGAGGAGACGCAGAGUGAAUGGGGACGUGUCCAGAAUGUUCCGCUACAUAAAGGCACAUGGAGAGCAGCCUGGAAGGGAGCUCUUUUGUCUGCCUUCAGGCCUUUCAACGUUCACAUGCUGUGCUCUCAGCUCAUUGGGUCAGGAAGUGUUCUGUUCUUUACGGGAGGCAGACUAUGAAAUUGCCAGCUAUGCUCGUCAGCAUAGCAGCAUGGGCAUUCUGGGUCAGGACACAGACUUCAUCAUAUAUGACAGUGCUCCCUAUUUGUCAGUGGCGAAGCUGCAGAUAAGCAGCAUGUCCACUGUUCUGUACGAUCGACAGAGACUCUGCCAAACCAUUGGCUUGACUGUGAGCCAACUCCCACUGCUGGCCUGUCUUCUUGGUAAUGAUGUGGUGUCUAUGGAGAAGAUGCAGCAUAUCAGGAAAAACGCAAUGGAAGCAUACAGGAAAGUCGGUCUGGCAUCAUACUCUGGUGCUCCUCAGGGACAGAUGGUGCUUGCAGUAGCCCAGCUUGUGAAAUCUUUGUGGAGAAAGGAGGAGAUGGAAGCUGGGAAUAUCCCUCAGUCUUUGAAUUUAUCAGAUCCUCUCAGAGAACUGAUAAAGAAAGGCAUGUGCUACUAUUUGCUCCCCGGAAAAGACAGUCUUCAGCAAGAUGAUCUUUCUGCGUGUUCGUCUGCCUCUGCUUUUGAGAAAUACGUCAGCCCACAAAUAUUAAAGGUUUGUAGGGAAAAGCAUGUAGCUGGAGAGGGUUUCAUGGCUUAUGGCGUUUUGUGUGAGGGAGUCAUUGAAUGUAGCAACACUCUGGAGGAUGAAGAGGACACUGAACUGAUGCCUCAGGCUCUCGUGUACAAGCCCUGCAGACAGAAGGUCUAUGGAGUCCUGCUACUGCUCGGCCAUGACGGCAGCACCGACGACCUUCCAGCAAUUAAAGAAUGGUUUGUGUACCCUGGAAGUCCUCUGAAGGAACCUGACAUGGUCCACCCUGUCCCAAUCAGCCUACCAUGUGAUCGUCCCAGUCUGGACUUGUUGUGGUUUGGCACUGGUCCUGAAGUGUCUGACCUCCGCCUGACAUCCUUCCUCUCAAUACUUGACUGCCAGGAGUUCUCCGAGUUGAAGGGAGCAGUUGAAGACUCUCUCCUGGCUGCUCUCUGUCUGGUCACUUACAUAGUUCUCCAGGUACAGACUGUGUCUCAGGAGGACGUGGACGCGUACCUGAGUCAGGCUGUGUGCCUCAGACUGAAGUCCCCUCGGGAGCUUCAGCAGGUCAAGUUGCCCUUUCUCUCCAGCCGUGCCGUGCAGCUGGGCUCCCUCUACGUUCGAGGCCUGGCCCACCUGCUGGGCGCUAACAGUGCCAGCGGCUGCCCCCUGCCCAGCGCUGCCCUGAUGCCUUGGCACAGCUUUGACGGGCGACUGUUCCAUUCAAAGUACCUGCUGGCACAUGGUGGCACAGAGACAAGCGUUCUGCUGGACGGAGACACGUCUUGUUUGUCUAUGUUUCUCCACCUGAGAGAGAAACUUAUAGAAACGUGCAGGAAAAGAGGCCGAAUCCUGCAGUCCAGACCGAAUGCACCGAGUCAGAGUCCUACCAGUGCACCAGGCCACAGGCACACAGGCGGAGGCGAGGGCUGGAGGAGAGGAGGAGGAGCGGCGCGUGGAGGUGGCUGGAGGCAGAGAGGGGACAGACAUGAGCAUGGAAACCCAGGGAGACAGUGGGGCGGAGGAGGACAACAUUUCCGUCCUCGCCAUUCUUCCAGCUAUCCUGAGGAAGGUCCUGAAAACACAAGCUGCUCCUCAAAACAGUCCAGAGGUCGAUCGUAUCACAACAGAGGGAGAUACCAGCUGGCUCCCAGGUGGUCACAGCCUCCUGCACCAGGAGCCGAGGAACAGAGGAAUAAAAGGAACGACCCAAGGAAAUGAGAUGAGGACACAGAGCAAUGAGACAAAGAAUCAAGUUGGUCAAAGGAAACCGAUUGAAUGGUGAAAAAUAGUCAAUGAAAUACUUUUAUAUCGAUCGUCAGCCUUUAUUUCAUCUCAGGGAAACUUACCUUGUUUACUUUGCCUGAAAAUGAACCAUAUGAGACGGAGGAUCCAUUUUAAACAUGAGAACUUCAUUCUCAGUUGUUUAUCUUCUAAAGAUCCUGUUUCCAGUGUUUUAAGUGUCUUUAUCAACAGUUUUAACUAGUGAAGCAGGGAGAUGUUCUGUUUUUACAAACACAAAUAAUGUCUGUUGUCUGUAUUUUACAGUCGUGAAGAAAGAGGCUUAUCAUUGAAUUUUUGUUGUAAAUGCCUUGAUUCAGAGUUCCACAUUAAACAAACAACAAUCCUGCCAGUUGAGCAUCAGCUGCUGCUGAGUUCAUGUGCUUCUAAGUGUCUGUCUGUAACAAACGACCCAUUGCAACUCAUUCAUCUGCCAACACUAAAUGUUUUAUCUCUGUCAGGCAAUAAAAAGAGCAUCUCAGCAA
Molecule: messenger RNA, 3021 nt
Organism: Betta splendens (Siamese fighting fish)
Lineage: Eukaryota; Metazoa; Chordata; Actinopteri; Anabantiformes; Osphronemidae
Gene: fam120b
Product: family with sequence similarity 120B
Exons: 14
Coding region: 257-2476 (739 amino acids)
Cellular component (GO): nucleus
Source: RefSeq, a predicted model, not a curated record